CCAGAAGAUGCAAGAUGAAUAAAUAAAUAGAUAAAUAGAAAGAGAAAGCGAGUGGGAGAGGUGAGAAGUUAGCUGUCGCCCGUCAUCAUCAGCCUCUGCAUCUCGCUAUUUGGCAUUGCCGGCAGCGAAAAAGACAAAAAAAAAGUUGCUCUUAGUAGUAGAAAUCAAACGAGUGAGGCGGGAUGUCGAAUCAAGUGCGCUUAUUUUGUCGGUCUUUACUUACUUUCUUAACGUUGGCCAGUAUUUGGACCGGCACACUUGGUCGUUGCCCCAGGCAAUGCCAAUGCAAUGAUAACAAAGUGCUAUGCAUGUAUAAAGGAUUAACUAAUGUUGUUCGAGUGCCACUGGAAACUACACUGUUGGAUCUUCGAUCAAACAAAAUAAAAAAUAUUGCUAUUGGUACAUUUUCAAAUCUGAAGUUUCUGGAAACACUGUUAUUGAAUCAUAAUGAAAUUGAUGUCCUCACCAGAAAUGCUUUUGUCGGAUUACCUUCUCUUCGAGAAUUGUAUUUAUAUCACAACAGAAUUACGACAAUUCAACCUGGUGCUUUCAAUGAACUCAGAAAUCUGGAACAAUUAUAUUUGCAAAAUAAUUCCAUUAAAACAUUACUUGCUGGAGUUUUUGAAGGACUUCCAAAGUUACGUAAGGUUAAUUUGCAGGGGAACCCAUUGGUAUGUGACUGCAAGUUGAAAUGGUUGUCAGAUAAACUGAGGUUGCUGGGGGACAGGUCAAAUGUCACCUGUGAAUCACCUCUCAGUGUUUCAGGACAAUUAGUGAGUGAACUUUCUCCUGAUCAGUUUCUAUGUCGGGCACCUGUGUUUACUGUGGAACCAGAAGAUAUGCAGCUGGAGAUAGGUACCUCAAUGGUGUUUACCUGUGCUGCUACUGGCGAUCCUGAACCUGAAAUUUCUUGGUUACAUAAUGGAGAAAUUCUUACUCAAUCAGCAACCAUCAUCUUUUGGGGUGACACCUUAAAACGGCUAAUGAUCCAGAACAUUAAGCAAUCUGAUAGUGGAACCUAUACAUGUGUGGCUAGUAAUUCUGUUGGUCAGACAUUUUCCAGGGCAGCUCGGUUACAAUCAGAUUUACCAAGUACUGUUCGCUCACGAGUCACUGAAGCCCCAGUAAGAAAUCCAGCUCAGCCACAUUCGCGAAGAAUCUUUCCUCCACGUCAACAAAGACUUCCAGUUCGGAGAUUUGACAGUGGAAGUUUUCAAGGAGAACUGCUUGACAUCAUGGCUAAGCAAGGAGAUAACAUUACACUUCAGUGUGUAGAGAAUACUGACCCAUCUACUAGAAUCAGCUGGACUAAAGAUAAUCUACCUCUGUCAACUCCUGAUCAUAUAACUCUAUCAACAACUGGUUCCCUUUUCAUUGUGAACAUUCAGCAAAAUGACCAGGGCCUUUAUCGGUGUACAGCUACAAGUAGUUCUGAUACUACUACAAGGGAAUUACGAAUAACCUUGCAAAUUCCACCAGCCUUCUUUGAACCACCAAGAGAUCAAACUGUACCAGAAGGGUCUUCUGCAACUUUAAGGUGUCGUGCUCAAGGCAAUCCUGUCCCAAUCAUCACUUGGUCAAAAAGUGGUGAAGCUUUGCCAAACAAUGGUCGUUUUACAAUCACAAGCAAUGAACUGAGGAUUCUGCAGGUGAAUAUAGAUGAUCGUGGCCUAUACAUAUGUCGUGCUGAGAGCACUGCUGGUUACAGAGAGGCAACUGCUUAUUUGGCUGUAAGUCCAAGAACUGCUCCUUCAUUGGUUCAUCGUCAGACAGACAGAGAAGUCAGCUUGAACAGCCAGGUGACAUUACUUUGUAAUGCUGAAGGCGAACCAACUCCAAGUUACAGGUGGGAAAAAGACAGUCUACCAUUGCAGUAUGACAACAGAAUUAGAAGUGAAGGAAAUGCAUUAACAUUUCAAAGGGUUCUUUUUAAUGAUGCUGGAGAGUAUGAGUGUAUAGCCGAAAAUAUUGAAGGCAUUGACAGAAAUUCUUUCCGCCUUUCUGUUGUUGCUAGACGUGGUGUGAAUAUUGGCCAUCAGUUGGUAGCAAGUUCAACUGACGAAGCAAUCAACAGAAUCAACCUUGCUGCAAAUGUUACCUAUGAUCAUCUGUUUAACAGGAAGAAAACUUACACGAUCAAUGACUUACUUUCAGUUGUCAGAUAUCCAUCAGCUGAGGCUCUUGAAUUAGCAAAAGCUGAAGAAAUAUUUGAGCAAACUCUUGAUAUCAUUUAUGAACAUGUUAGAGAAGGAUAUAAAUAUAAUUUAGAAGAUCAUGAGCUGUCUUAUCGGGAAUUGUUGUCACCUGAACAUAUUCAAUUAAUUGCAAAUCUAUCUGGUUGUUUCCGGCGUUAUCCAAAUAUUGACUGUUCUGACAUGUGUUUUCACAAGAAAUAUCGUUCCUUUGAUGGCACAUGUAACAAUUUGCUUAAUCCAGCAUCUGGAGCUUCCAACCAAGCCUUUCGGCGUCUUCUUCCUCCUCGUUAUGAAAAUGGUUUCAAUACACCAGUAGGUUGGAAUCCUUCAAAAGAAUAUAAUGGCAUUCCAUUACCAAGCCCUCGGCUUGUCUCCUCUGUCCUUAUUGGUUCCAACCAUGUGACUGAUGAUGACCUUAGCACACAUAUGUUGAUGCAAUGGGGCCAAUUUGUAGACCAUGAUAUGGAUUUAGCUCCCCAAUCUAUCAGUAAUGCUCGAUUUAGUGAUGGCAGAGGAUGUAAUGAAACUUGCACAAAUGAUUACCCUUGCUUUCCAAUUCAAGUUCCUUUGAAUGAUCAGCGCAUUCGAAAUCGUGAAUGUUUGGGCUUUUCUAGGUCAAGCGCUAUCUGUAAUUCAGGUGGAACAUCAAUUUUCUUCAAUACACUUGCUCCACGUGAACAGCUGAAUGCUAUAACAGCUUUUAUUGAUGGGUCUAAUGUGUAUGGUAGUACUUUUGAGGAUGCUUCUAGUCUAAGAGACCUUACAUCAAGUCGUGGUUUACUCCAGGUUGGAGCUUCACCAGAUGGAAAAGCUCUAUUACCAUUUGAUAAUAAUGGCUUAUUGGCAAACGUUGACUGCCAACUAGAAGCAACAAAACGACAUCUUCCUUGUUUUCUUGCUGGUGACCAUCGAGCUAAUGAACAGUUGGCCCUAACUGCAAUGCAUACUUUGUGGCUUCGUCAGCACAACAAGAUUGCAACAGAGUUAAUUCAGUUGAAUCCACACUGGGAUGGCACUCUCUUGUACCAUGAAAGCAGAAAAAUAGUUGGUGCCAUGAUGCAACACAUUACAUAUGAACACUGGCUUCCUGAUAUCUUGGGCCCUAAAGGCAUGAAACUUCUUGGAAAAUAUAAAGGCUAUGAUCCUCAGAUUGAUCCCAAAAUAUCUAAUGAAUUUUCAACAGCAGCUUUUCGUGUAGGACACACUCUGAUUCAGCCUAUUAUUUAUCGAUUGAAUGAACAAUUCCAGCCAAUCAGAAGUGGGAACUUGCCACUCCAUAAAGCCUUCUUUUCUCCUUACAGAGUAGUGGAAGAGGGUGGCAUUGAUCCCUUGUUGCGCGGUCUUUUUGCUGUUCCUGCAAAAAAGCAAAUGCCUGAAGAAAUGUUUAACUCUGAGCUGACCGAAAAGUUGUUUGUUUUAGCUAAUUCACUUGGACAAGAUCUAGGUUCCUUAAACAUUCAGCGAGGUAGAGACCAUGGUCUUCCCAGCUACAAUGAAUAUAGAGCUUUUUGUGGGAUGAACAAAGCCACUUCUUUCAUUGACCUAAGAAAAGAAAUUCCUGAUGCAAACAUACGAUUUCAUUUAGAGAAUCUCUAUAGACAUCCAGAUAACAUUGAUCUGUUUGUUGGAGGAAUAAGUGAAACUCCCAAAAAAAAUUCAAAAGUGGGACCGACAUUUAUGUGCAUUAUUGUUGACCAAUUCCGCAGACUUCGUGAUGGUGACAGAUUUUGGUAUGAAAACCCUGGUGUGUUUACUGCUGACCAACUAACCCAGCUGAGACAAGUAUCUCUUGCUCGUGUCAUAUGUGACAACAGUGACAAUAUUAACCAGGUUCAGAAAAACGUUUUCCAAAUGGUCAGGAACAGAACAGAAUAUUUGCCAUGUGAAAAAAUUCCCAAAAUUGACAUCAAGAUGUGGUCAGAUUGUUGCUUUGAUUGUCAAAAAUCGGGUGAAUUCCAAUCGAUCACCAGUUUUUAUAGUAGCCGUCGAUCAUUCCACAGUUACCCAGAAGACAGACAACUAUUUACAUCGUCAAAUUUGCCAAGAGACUCACAGUUUUUAAGUGAUCAACCAGUGAGCCCAGCUAAUACUAGUUAUUUCUAUAAAAGUAAUCAGAAAUCUUCACACCUUGACACUCGAGUAGAAGGCAUGGAAAAAACUAUUAAGAAUCUUGACAGAAUGGUUCGUAAACUCAGGAAACAAGUAUUUGGACUGCAAAAGCAACAAUCAAGUCUUUCAACAUGUGUAGGAUCUGAUGGCAAAAGAUAUUCUAACUCUGAAGAAUGGAAAGUGAAUGAUUGCCAAGUGUGUAAAUGCAAGAAUGGCCAAGUGGAAUGUGAGAAAGAAAUAUGUCCACGAGCAACUUGCAGCAAUCCUAAAACAGUUCCAGGCAUUUGCUGUCCAAUGUGUUAAGAAUCAGCAAAACUUUCUUGGUUAAAAAACAAGCUUUGGAGGAUAGACAAUUCUUCCCAUUUCUUUCACAGCUCUAGCAAUGAAAUUGACAAAAAUAUUUUUCACAAAAUUCAUCUGUGUAUAUAUUCUUUUAUUUUUAUUUUUAAUGAUUUCAGAAACAGUGGCCAUAUUGAGGCACAGCCUUAAAAAGUUUUAGAUAAUAUCAACUCCCAGUACUUUUUUGGGCUCUUAUUUCAUUUUUUCUUCUAAGAUAUAAAUAUGCAAAAAUGGAUGUUGAUGUAUGGGGAGAUAACUUAGCUGCACAUUAAUAACAGUAUUUCUGUUUGAAUGUACUAGCUUGCACCCAAUUCACUCACAUACUUAUAUAGUGCAAUUUAAAUUACAUCAUAAAUAACCACUGUUUAGAAUUCCAUGUGUGUUCCUGUAUAACUGAAGGAAAACCAUGAGGUAGACUCAUGUUACAGUCCAUGUAUCAUUUGGUUACAAUCCAGUUGAGUGUUCCCAGAGUAGAUAUACAAAACAAAGCAAAAAACAGGAGAGUUUGUUUGUAAAAUAUUUAGUUACAUCAUCUUACACAUAUUUCAUUAAUAAAAAAUUAUUAUGAGUUAUAUAAUGUAAAUUAUAUAACCGGAUUGCAUUGUCAAAUCUCCAGAGAAGCAUAACUCUCAUUUGUAAAUUCACAUUUGCAUAUUGAAUUAGUGUUGCUACCUCUGGCUAAUAUAUCUGCCUCAAAAACACAUCUAAUUGUCUCUAUUCUGCUUAAGUAAUAACUCUGUCACAUAGAUUGCAGCUUUGUUUAAUCUGCUGCAAAAACUGAGCUGUUUGUCAUUCUAAAAACCAGUACCUUACUUGGAAACAAGAUGCUACAAGCCAUUACAUGCUCCCCAUUUUCUCAGUAUGUGUGAUACAAAACUUGUACACUAGUCUAACUCAAACUUUUUAGUUAUGAUCUUUAAAUAUAUGUAUAUAUAUAUAUGUACAUAUGCAUAUGUGUACAUAUAUUAUUUGCAGAUAUGUCUGUGUACAUCUAUGUAUGGUGCAUGCAUAGAUCUAAUCACAGCCUUACAACCAAAGUCAUGCACACAAGUGCACUAAAAUAUUUCUUGUAGGCCACCCUAAAAAUUUAAGAGAAAUAAAAAUGCAAAACCUUACUGACAUGUCAAAUUACUUUGGAGGAGUUUUGAAUUUAAUUUUUUUUCAUUUAUUAAUUUGCACCUCACUCUAAUCAAAAAGUAAGCAUUAUAAAUUUUAUUAUUAUUGUUGUGGUUGCUGAGGGAGCAAGCUAGCAGAAUCAUCCUUUUGAAGUCAAUAAAAGAAGUACCAAUGAAGUACUGGGGUUGAUGUAAUCGACUUGUCUCUCCUCUUCAAAACUGCAGGCCUUGUGCCAAAAUUAGAAAAGAAUUAUUAAGAAUCAGUCAAGUGCUGCUGUUUUUAGUCAUAUCCCUUUACAGGCUGGUUUUCCCUUUCAUCUAUCUGGGGUUGAUAAAAUAAGCACCAUUACCUGAAUUACCAGUCAAGAACUGGAGUACAAUAUUGUCAACUGUAGUCUACCCAACAAUUGUGGUUAUGUACUAAUGUUGGAAAUCCAUUAUUGUUAUAUUUUUCUAAUUGCCAUAUUGAUGUCAUGACCAUAUCAGUUUAUUAUUUAUGUGGUUAAAGUCGUUAUGUAUUUUCAAUGAUGUGUGAAAAUUCACACAUUAUCAUUAUGCCAUCAUUCCCUUACAGUAACAGAAUGCUAUUUAGCUGUUCUCAUUCCUUUCGUUAUUUUUGAUAUACAGGUUGUUCUCAUUAAAUAUUAAUAUAGUAGGUACCUUUGAUGUAUUAAAUUCCUGGAAAAACAAGUUUAUAUCUCAUUUUCAACUUCCAGUUGUUUUUUUAUAUUAGUAAUGGUCUGGGGGAAAUCAUAAUCUUCAGAAUUAACUUUCUCUUAUAAAUCUGAGGCUAUAAUUGCCCAUGUGUUAAGAUACCAUUAUUGAUGUUUACAAACUAUCGUUUUUUUGGCUCUUAUUGUUUGCGUCCAGAAAUAUUUUUGUAGAAAGAAACUUCAAAAAAGGUUUGAUUAAUUUCCUUCCUACAGAAAUAAAUUUUUAUUUAUUUAUUUAGGAAAAUCUUGAAAUCAAUAUAAAUUUCCUUCAUUUUGCUAAAAGAUUUGGUAAAUAAACUGCAAUUUAAAUAUAUGGUGGUUCUUGUAGGAUGUAGUUGACUUUGAAUUCCAUACAUUUAUCUACAAACUAUUUCAUUAUAUAGUAAUUCUUUUUGAAAGAUUUCCCUUCAAAUUCUUUCUUUUAUUGAAAUGUCAUGAUUUUUUUUAUACCCUUUUACUUCAGAACUUAUAUAUAUAUAUAUAUAUAUAUAUAGCAAGGUUUUCAAAAUAUACAUCUUGUGAAGACUUUCAAAAUUUUUAAAGGUCAUACGUAAAUUUAAAUCCAAAAAGUGAAAGUUUUUUAAUGCUGUUUUAAUAAAUGUCAAAAGCUGUGGAGAUAAACAAACAGCAAACUAAGCUUGUGAGCUGGUUGUGAUACUUGGUUGAAACUAUGUCAGUUUCAUUUUAUUUUCUAUAUUAAUAGUCUUUGAAGCAAGAAUUUAUGUCAUAACUUCUCAUUUCUUUUUGUGGUGUGAACCUGAAGAUUUUUGCCUAUAUAAACAGUCACUUUAUUAAAUAAGAAUUCACUGUAUUAAUAACCAAUUAAAUAUUUGAUUCAACAAUGACA
This is a messenger RNA of Octopus bimaculoides (California two-spot octopus), 7318 nucleotides long. Its product is annotated as peroxidasin homolog. Gene Ontology annotation, biological process: response to oxidative stress. Lineage: Eukaryota; Metazoa; Mollusca; Cephalopoda; Octopoda; Octopodidae. Gene Ontology annotation, molecular function: heme binding; peroxidase activity; protein binding. The record is from RefSeq and is a predicted model, not a curated record.